AUGGCGACUCCUACUGCGAAGUGCCUUCUUACUGCCGUAUUUUCUCUGAAUAUUGCGCUGUUUUGUGCCAAUUUUAUUUCUUUUUUUGAUUUAGAUGAAUUGGAUGAUGUAAAAUAUGGGAUAGAUAUAAUAAACACACCAGUUCUCUCGGGAAAAGCAGAUGAUAGUAAUAUUAUGUAUAUGAAGUCUAAAUAUGGGCAGCAGUAUGAGUGCAAACUGCCUGACAUGGAGGACCAUGAAAAAGAACAGGAAGAAGAAAAAUUAGCAUCUGAAAUUGGUAUAUCAGAAUUGUUGAAACCAAUGGAGGCGCAGCCAUGUUUAAUAAAGACUAAAGGUUGGUGGACCUAUGAAUUUUGUUACAGAAAAACUAUCAGACAGUACCACAUGGAUGAUGGUAAUAUAAUUGGAGAUGUUAUAUCGUUAGGAAAUUAUCAUUCAGAAAUGGAUUGGUCUACAAAUUCUAAUUCAUCUGAAACCAAAAGACAUAAAAUAAAUAGAUACCAUAGUCAUCUUUAUAAAAAUGGAUCAGUGUGUGACCUGACCCAAAGACAACGAGAAUCAGAAGUCAGGUUUAUGUGUGAUGAGGUGGGAUUGGACACCAUACACCGAGUAGAUGAACCGUCCAGCUGUAUGUAUCUUAUAACCAUACAUACCAACAGAGUAUGUAAACAUCCAUUUUUGAGGCCGCCUACAAGUCUAAAACCAAAGCCUAUAUUGUGUUAUCCAGCACUCAAUAAAGAACAGUUCGAUGAAUUUACAGACAAACAAAAUCUGUUCAAUCUGAGUAAAGUUUUUGCCUUGCAUUACUUUUCUUCUCAUUUGUGCCACAGAAAACCACCAGCUGAAGAUACCUUAGCAGUGACUAUAUCAACAGAAUUUCUGAAGCUAGAGGAGGAUGACAAAAAAGAUGACAAAAAAGUUGAAAAAGAGGUUGAGCAAAAAGAGGAUGGUGAAGAUGACGAGGAAGAAGCGUCAAUAGAAACUGAGGAAGAAGAGGAUGCUUUGUUAGUCAAGGAAUUCAAAGAAGGUCUUGAUGAGAUAAAACCUGAUAAAGCCAAGUUAGCUGAGAUGUCAGAUAAACUUCAUGAAUCUAUUCUUGACCAGUUUGAUGAUAUUUUAGCAGAGACGCAAGAAGACUUCAACGAUGACAGCAUUUUUGAUCAUAUAGAUUAUAAAGUUGCAGCUAAAAAAUUAGCUGCAACUUUGACAACGUUAUUAGAAUCCAUUGAUGACAAACAAGUACUCAAUGAGAAAAGGCGAAAACUAGAUGAAAAUGAAAAAGAUGCUGCUGAAAACUCAGAAAAAAAAGUACGUACAGCUCGUGGUGGCUAUGGAAUUGAUGAUGAUGAUGAUGAUGAUGACGACGACGACAAGGAAACAACAGGCAAAAAAGUCCCUACAUCUACUGGUGGCAUUGGUCUUACUGAUGAUUAUGAAGAUGAUGAUGAUGAUGAUGAUAGAGUCAGAGUCCGAGUUACGAAAGUCAACAUUGCUGGUGAACAAAUGCAAAAAGAAACAGAGAUAUAUGACAGUAAAUACAGGAAAAUAGAGAAAGCUGUACAGGAAGAUUUGGAGAAUGCUGGAAUUAAUCCUGAUGGUAAAAUAGAAGUAAAAAUCAUUGCAUAUGAUCCAAAUGACGAUGAGAGCGGUAUGACCGUAUUGUCUGAAGAAGAGACUACAUACUUUAAAGAUAUGAUCAUAGGAAUUCUGGGCGGCGGUCAAGAAACUACAAACGAAGCAAUACGUCACCAAAGACUUGAAGACAAUUACAAUUUUGUAUGGGGUGAAACAUCUUCAUCACAGCAAUCAACAUUAGACAGCGAUGAUGCAGAAUAAAAUGAAAUACAGUAAUUAAAUAAACUUUGUUGAAGUCUGGGGUUCUUAAUAUCAGUAGAUCUACAAAAAAGGCAUUAAUAGAAUAGGCAUUAAGAAUGUACUUACAUGAUGUAAUCGGAAAUAAAUUCUUGAUUAUUUGCGCUCACACAAUCAAAACUGACACACACGAGAUCAAAAUGAAAUUUGUUGUUUCAUAUACACUGCCAAAUAUUUAAAUGACCUUAUAUCAGACCCACUUGCUACAAAUUAGUAAAACAAACCGCUGAAAAUGGCUUUACCCUGAAAUAAACACGGUAAAAUAAUAGCCCAUUGGUCGCUUCCAAUAAGUUGAGCUUGCCUAGUGAUGAACUUCUUCUGUGAGGUGAAAGGAAGGUUUCUAUAUUGUUUUGGUCUGUAGUUGUAAUAAAUGAUUUUUUUAG
This is a messenger RNA of Saccoglossus kowalevskii, 2255 nucleotides long. RefSeq lists its product as uncharacterized. NCBI's taxonomy places the organism in Eukaryota, Metazoa, Hemichordata, Enteropneusta, Harrimaniidae. Gene Ontology annotation, cellular component: endoplasmic reticulum lumen. Gene Ontology annotation, biological process: ERAD pathway; retrograde protein transport, ER to cytosol; endoplasmic reticulum unfolded protein response. The record is from RefSeq and is a predicted model, not a curated record.